Pimephales promelas (fathead minnow) is the source of this 1413-nucleotide messenger RNA. The record is from RefSeq and is a predicted model, not a curated record. Lineage: Eukaryota; Metazoa; Chordata; Actinopteri; Cypriniformes; Leuciscidae.
AAGAUGGAGUUUAUUAAAGAGGAGAUUGAAGACAUGACUGAUCCAGAACCAUCCAGAAUAAAACAUGAAGAUACUGAGGAACCGAUAGACCAGGUGGAAGUGAAAGUGCAAAGUCAAGAACUGAAAGAAGAUGAAGAGGAGGAGGAACAUAAUUCCGUUAUAACUCAAAGAGCAAAAUCCAAAAAACUGUACACCUGCACUCAGUGUGGAAAGAUUUUCCAACAAAAAGGAAACCUUGAGGCGCACAUGAGAAUUCACAAUGGUGAGAAACCAUAUGCAUGUCCUCAGUGUGGAAAGAGUUUCACACAAAAAGGAUACCUUAAGACACACUUAAUAAUGCAUUCUGGAGAGAAACCACAUGCAUGUCCUCAUUGUGAAAAGAGUUUCGUACAAAAAGGAUACCUUAAGAUACACAUGAGAACUCACACUGGAGAGAAACCGUAUACGUGCCCUCAGUGUGAAAAGAGUUUCGCACAAAAAGGAGACCUUAGAACGCACUUGAGAAUUCACACUGGAGAGAAACCGUUUACAUGCACUCAGUGUGGAAAGAGUUACACAUAUUCAUCUGAUCUCAGAAUUCAUCUGCUCCGUCACUCUGGAGAAAAACCUUUUGUCUGUGAUCAGUGUGGGAAAGAGUUUAUUUCAUCAACACAUCUAAAUAAACACCUGACUGUUCAUUCAGAUGAGACGCCUAUAUUGUGUUCUCUCUGUGGAAAGAGUUUUGCAAGGCUGGAAGGAUUUAAACGGCACCAGAAAAUGCAUAAUGAAGUGAGAGAUCAUGUGUGUUGUGACUGUGGGAAAGGGUUUACUACAUCUAGUCAUCUGAAACAGCACCGAAGAAUUCAUACUGGAGAAAAACCUUACAAGUGCUCAUAUUGUGACAAGAGAUUCACUCAGUCUGCAAACCUGAAAUCUCACGAGCGACUUCAUACUCGAGAAAAGCCGUACGUCUGUACUGUUUCACCCAAAGAAUCUAGUGACUCGUAUUAAAAAGCAUUGUUCUGUAUCACAAUGAGCAAAUGUUGUCUUCAGAUCCUAAACCUCUUAAGUAAAUCAUGUGAGAUUCACAAUCACAUAAAGUAAAUGUGUAGUUAGUUAACUAAUAAACUAAAAAUUUAUUGGAGAAAAAUAUUGAUUUGAAAUGAAAUUUUAUGUAACGUUUAUUUAAAGAAAUAUCAAAAUGACUGGAAACAAAUGUAAGAAAUAAGAAGCAAUUCCUAAAGGUUUUUUUAAUAUGUAGAUUUUUGUUUUACUUCUGUUUUUCGUUUACAUGAAACCUGCUAUUUGAUUAACAGAUGUAUUAAAAAGUCGACCCAUUUCUCUGCAAUAUAAAAGUAGUUUUUGUAUGUGUCUAUACAGUACAUGUCUGUAAGCUCUGUACAAUAACUCUAAAUAAAAUUAACAUUUCACUGA